Molecule: messenger RNA, 577 nt
Organism: Haliotis rubra (blacklip abalone)
Lineage: Eukaryota; Metazoa; Mollusca; Gastropoda; Lepetellida; Haliotidae
Product: WASH complex subunit 4-like
Exons: 6
Coding region: 122-577 (151 amino acids)
Biological process (GO): endosome organization; endosomal transport
Cellular component (GO): WASH complex; endosome
Source: RefSeq, a predicted model, not a curated record
CGUGACAAAACAUCACAUGAUACUUAUUCCACUUCCGGUUUUGCGAAAAUAUACUGCAACCCAGAUAAGCAAAUUGUUGACUAAGUGACACGAGGAGAGGCAGGGAGGCGUGCCGACGAAAAUGGCAGCCUCCGGUACAACUACGGCUGACUGGGAGUUUGACAAAUUUGAUGAUGGAUCUUUAAAAAUAGUUGGCGAACUUCAACUCAAGAAGUAUGGUAGUUUCCUUGAGGACUAUGCCUCGCAGCUAAAGGACAUUGAAGAUGCUUUGGAUGACUCCAUCGGAGAUUCCUGGGACAUGACACUUGACCCUAUAGCUCUCCAGUUUCUGCCAUAUGAACAAACGAGCUUACUUCAGCUGAUCAGAACAGACAACAAGAUUUUCAACAAGAUCAUCACAGUUCUAGCAUCCUUGUGUUCUGAGAUGGACGCCUUGAAACAUGAAGCAGAGACCAAGUUCUUUAAUGCCUUGCUGUUCUAUGGGGAAGGAGAACCUGAGGCAGGUCUGGAAGAUGGAGAUGCCCAAGUACAGAUGGGAAAAAUUAUCCCAUUGCUUCAGAUGAGGAAGACAGAAUGA